AUGGAGUUUAGGAGCAACGUGACAGAAUUUGUUCUACUGGGCCUCACUGGAAAUCCAAAGAUGCAGAAAAUUGUAUUUGUUGUGUUUUUUCUCAUCUAUGUCUUCACUCUGGUAGGAAAUUUGCUUGUUGUGAUUACUAUCACUAGCAGCCCAUUAUUUGGGUCCCCCAUGUACUUUUUCCUUGCCCAUCUCUCCUUCAUUGAUGCCUGCUACUGCUCUAUUAAUACUCCCAAACUUUUCGCAGAUUCACUCUAUGAAAAGAAGACCAUAUCAUUCAAAGGAUGCAUGAGUCAAAUAUUUUGGGAACAUUUCAUCGGUGGUAGUGAGAUUAUCCUACUCACUGUAAUGGCCUUUGACCGCUAUGUGGCCAUCUGUAAGCCCUUACACUAUACAACCAUCAUGAGCUCACGGGUGUGUAGCCUGCUUGUGGGAGUGGUGUGGAUGGGAGGCUUUCUUCACUCAACCAUACAGAUCUUCUUCAUCUUCCGACUGCCCUUCUGUGGUCCUAAUGUCAUAGAUCAUUUUUCAUGUGAUUUAAGCCCUUUGCUCAAUCUGGCCUGCAUUGAUACCCACACUCUAGGACUCUUUGUUUCUGCCAACAGCGGCUUUAUCUGCCUACUAAACUUCCUCCUCUUGAUGAUCUCUUAUGUGAGUAUUCUACGCUCCCUGAAGAACCACACUGUGGAAGCCAGGCGCAAAGCCCUCUCCACCUGUGUCUCCCACAUCACAGUAGUCGUCUUAUUCUUUGUGCCUUGUAUAUUUAUAUACAUGAGACCUGCUGUGAUUUUACCCAUUGAUAAAGCAGUUACUGUAUUCUACACUGCAAUAACUCCCAUGUUAAAUCCCUUAAUCUAUACCUUGAGGAAUGCACAGAUGAAAGAUGCUCUUAAGAAACUGUGUAAUAAGAAAGCUAUUUCAGAUGAAAAAUAA
This is a messenger RNA of Condylura cristata (star-nosed mole), 930 nucleotides long. RefSeq names its product olfactory receptor 4C46-like. Lineage: Eukaryota; Metazoa; Chordata; Mammalia; Eulipotyphla; Talpidae. The record is from RefSeq and is a predicted model, not a curated record. Bases 1 to 930 code for a protein of 309 amino acids. Gene Ontology annotation, molecular function: G protein-coupled receptor activity; olfactory receptor activity. The transcript has a single exon. Gene Ontology annotation, biological process: G protein-coupled receptor signaling pathway. Gene Ontology annotation, cellular component: membrane.